UAUGUCCCAAAUUCCACAGUCUUUACCUUGCCCGUUCGCCUUCUAUACCCGUCUCCUUUGCUUUUUUGUCCUCCUUCAAAACCGCCAUGGCCGAUACAGCAAUAGACACUGCACCCGAAACCCUCGAAGCCCUCCAGUCGCGACACCGUAAAGAACAGCGCGACCUCGUGUCCCGCAUAACUCAAAAGAAGAAACAAGCGAGUAAGAAAACGCGCAAAGGUGUAAACGAGGAGUGUGAGGGGUUGGAGAGAGAGUUGAAGGAGAGACAGGAGGCGGAGGUUGCGGCGCUAAAUGGGGAGGGAGACGAGGACGAGAACGAUAGCGAGAAUCAAUGGGCUGAGCAGGGCAUUGCGAAGCUCAGCGUGAACGGCGCGAGCAACGAGAGCAAGGACAGCAGCGUCAAUGGGGAAGAAGAUGCAAAUGCAGCGCAAGCUGAUCGAAAGAAAAGGCCCAACCGCGCAAAGGCACGCCUCGCCCGCCGCGCCGCGGAACAAUCAGCUCUCAUCGCCGACGCAGAACGCGAAGCUGCAAACGCCCCCAACCCGCGCGAACUAGAGCGCGAGCGCAUGGCUUUGCAACUGCAACGCCACAAGCUCUCUUUGCAUGAAAUACGCGCAAAUGGACAUUGCCUGUAUGCUGCGGUUGCGGAUCAGUUGGUGACGAGGGAGCUGGGUCUGGCACCCAAGAUACCUAUUACGAUGGUUGAGGGUGGAAGUGGGGGUGCAGAAAACGGGAAAGUGGAAGAAUACAAGAAGGUCAGAUAUGCGGCAGCCGACUGGAUACAGGCGCACGCGGACGACUUCGCGGGCUUCAUGGAAGACUCGGUACCCGAACACGUUCGCAAAAUUCGGCAGACAGGCGAGUGGGGCGGGCAUUUGGAGUUGCUUGCACUAGCCAGGACGUAUGGCGUAAGAAUAUGUGUGCUGCAUAGCGAUGGACAAGUUGAUAAGAUGCAGCCUGAGGAAGAGACUGCGGACAAGGAGUUGGAAGAGAUAUGGCUGGGAUACUACAAGCAUAGCCAUGGGUUGGGGGAGCAUUACAACUCCCUGCGGAAAACUGGCUGAAUUACGACUCGACACAUUGGUUGCAAUUCGCAUAGCAUCCGCAUGUCAGGCUACUUAUGUGCUCUUCCGCCCUCCAACAAGCAUCUGGUGGAAUCUCUCGCUCUUAGACUUCCGACUUGUGUCGCCAAAGGCUCACGCAAUCCCUCACGAUGCCGUUGACGACGCCAACUGUAUGUGUUCGCCUCGGUGUAUAAUGUGCGACUCUGACUAACGCGUUAUCUGCAUCUGGCC
Molecule: messenger RNA, 1295 nt
Organism: Cucurbitaria berberidis CBS 394.84
Lineage: Eukaryota; Fungi; Ascomycota; Dothideomycetes; Pleosporales; Cucurbitariaceae
Product: cysteine proteinase
Exons: 2
Coding region: 87-1064 (325 amino acids)
Biological process (GO): protein deubiquitination
Molecular function (GO): cysteine-type deubiquitinase activity
Source: RefSeq, a predicted model, not a curated record